AUGCUGUGGAAUAAUAGAAUGCUAAGUAGCGGCGACGAGGGCAGGCCGGCCGAUCAAUCGGCGGGCCGUGCAUCGAGCGGUGGUGGCUGCAUUCCGACGCCGCGCCGCCCGCGCCCCGCGGCCCCCUCCCGCGCCCCGCGUCCUUCCGGCGCUCGUCACGUGACGUGCCGAUUAGCCGCCGAGUGUGCCACCGCGACCAAAAUAGAGCGCGCGCACACAAUCUCGCAUCGCGCCCGACUCCGCCGGCUCUCACGCCUCCUUUCCGUCUGUUGUCUGACGUCGGCGAAUGCCUCGCGCGGCCGACGCCGAACCGCUUUUGCACCGAACGCCACGAGUGAA
This is a messenger RNA of Iphiclides podalirius (scarce swallowtail), 339 nucleotides long. Lineage: Eukaryota; Metazoa; Arthropoda; Insecta; Lepidoptera; Papilionidae. The record is from the annotation of a GenBank genome assembly.